Messenger RNA from Metarhizium acridum CQMa 102, 3243 nucleotides. RefSeq lists its product as uncharacterized. Lineage: Eukaryota; Fungi; Ascomycota; Sordariomycetes; Hypocreales; Clavicipitaceae. The record is from RefSeq and is a predicted model, not a curated record. Gene Ontology annotation, biological process: carbohydrate metabolic process. Gene Ontology annotation, molecular function: chitin binding.
AUGAAGGCGCUUGUGACCUUCACAGUGUUCCUGAGCGCCCUCGUCCGACUCUCCGUACAGCAAGAUGGCCAGUGCAGCGCUACCAAGCUCUGCCCUGCAGGAUGUUGUAGCAGCGCAGGUUAUUGUGGUUACGGACCCGACUAUUGCGGCAAGGGAUGCCAGAGCACCUGCGGUCGCAAGUCUGACUGCAACCCCGGUUGGGACAGCGGCGACUUUAGCAAAAAGGAUAAAUGCCCCCUCAAUGUCUGUUGCAGCAAGCACGGCUUCUGCGGCUAUACAGACGAGUUUUGCGAGGGAAAUGAGGUCAAACGGCCCUCGUGCUCCGUCAGCGACACAUCUGUAGACCGAGUCAUCGGCUACUAUGAGGGCUGGGCAACUUCCAACCGCGGCUGUAAUGCCUUGCGACCGGAAGAUAUUCCCUACGGCGCUUAUACCCAUCUCAUCUUCAGCUUCGCCACUAUUAACCCAAAGACAUUCGAGAUCUGGGUUGCCAUAGGCGGCUGGGCGUUUAACGACCCAGGACCAACCCAGACAACCUUUAGCGACGUGGCUGCCUCUAAGGCCAACACUAACACGUUUCUCAGCUCGCUCGUCAAGUUAAUGGAUAAGUUUAACUUUGAUGGCGUGGAUAUUGAUUGGGAAUAUCCAGUCGCGCCCGACCGGCACGGCCGCGGUGAGGACUAUGAGAAUAUUGUCACUUUUAUGAAGAAGCUCCGCGAACGUAUGGACAAGUCCCGCAGAGGCGUGUCCAUGGCUCUCCCCGCCAGCUACUGGUACCUCCAGCACUUUAACGUUGUUAAGCUUGAGGAGCAUGUCGACUGGUUUAACCUCAUGACGUACGAUAUGCACGGUGCCUGGGAUAUCGAUAAUAAGUGGACUGGUCCCUGGGCGAACUCGCACACUAAUCUGACCGAGAUUCAGCUUGGCUUGGAUCUUCUAUGGCGCAAUGACAUUAGUCCUAGCAAAGUAACCAUGGGCAUGUCCUACUAUGCUCGUACCUUUACCCUUACAGACCCCGGCUGCAACAAGCCCGGCUGCCGCGUUAGCUCACCUGGCGACGCGGGCAAAUGCUCUGGCACGGCCGGUGUGUUGCUCCACCCCGAAAUCCAGGAGAUAAUCUCCAAGAACAAUUUAAAGCCUGUACUCGACCGGGAAGCUGCCGUCAAGACUGUCUCAUGGGGCAACCAGUGGACCUCUUUUGACGAUGUCGCGACUUGGCGCCUUAAGGCUAAUAAGCUGCGCGGCCAGUGCAUCACGGGCUUCAUGGUAUGGGCCAUCAGCCAGGAUGACGAGUUUGGCACCAAUGCCAAGGCUCUGGCUGCUGUUCUAGGUCGUAAAAAGCUCGAGUUUCCCAAUUUUGCUGUCCGCGCCAAGGUGGAAGAUAGUCCCGAUCUUGAGUCCAAGACGUGCCGUUGGACAAGCUGCUAUGAGGGCUGCCCGUCUGGCUUUAAAGAGGUCCAGCGCGACGGCCACAAGGAGAUUAUGCUGGACACAACACCCUGCUUUGGCAAGGGUCACGGUUUUAGUCGUCUUUGCUGCCCGACGAGUUUCAAGUCUCCCACGUGUACCUGGCGUGGCCAUAGAAAUACUGGCAAAUGCAAACCUGGCUGCAACGAUUUUGAGCUUGAAGUCGGCUCACUGGAUGUGGGUUGCCGCUCGGGAUACCAAUCAGCUUGCUGCAGCGAUACCUUGGUCACGUCUCUGUACAGCAGAUGCGUCUGGACCGAGUGCACCAGCAAGGGUAAGGAUGCGUGUACGGGCAAUAACCCGCAUUUCCUCACUUCGAGCAGCAUCGGCUCUGGCGGGGCGUGCUCGUCGGACCAGCUGAUGUUGGCCCGAGAAAGCGGUCUCACCAUUGGUAGUGAAGGCGGCGAUGGCUGCUACGGUGAUCUCGCCUUUUGCUGCACUGAACCCAAGAAGCUGAAGCCUCGCGAUGAAGACCCUGGCUCGUCAGAGGGCCGCGAGUUCCAAGCUCUGAUCCGCAAGUACAUGGAGAACCCGACCUGUCCCGCUACCAUUCUCUUCCCGACGGUUCAUGACAAAUUCACUCGUAAGCGUUCCCUAGAGUUCGAGGCAGCCGAAUUCAACGUGCUGCACGCCAGGGCCAAGGAUUGUACCCUAGAUACCUGGGUCCGGCUGCUUCAAUACGCGACGCUCGUGUUCUCGGUCAGCCGCGCCGGCAUGGAUCCCCUCGUCAAGGUAUGGGAUAAGGAGUUUGCCGGAUACUAUGAUAAACAACUAGAGUAUCAGAACCUCCACGCCUUUUUGGGCAAGUAUAGAGACUAUGAGCCUCGCAGUGUUGUCGAGUGGGUGCUCUACAACCCAACUCAAGCCGGACCCGGCAUCAAGGGUGCGAAUGCGGCCAGCCAGGCACUAUGCCGAGUUCCUGGUUCGAGCACCCGUAGUGUGCCCGAGUCCGCCCUCUCUGAUAUUAAGAGCAGAAAGGUCGACGCGUGGAGGACCGGGCGAGGUAGCAUUCCUGCCCUAGAUACGAUCCUAAGCGCCAUCAUUAGCGGAGCAGUCACACUGCACUAUGCCCGCUGGCAAUACUAUCGCAGCUCUCAAAAUGGAAACGUCCCGGGGCCUAUGCUUGAAAUGGCGUACUGGCUUGGCAGUCAGCCUGGCCGUGAGAAUAACGAAGACGUUACGCAAUAUCAAGAUCGGACGCCGCGACCAAACUGGCCGUCAGAUCAGUGGGUUCUCUUCCACCCUCACAUCGAUCCAUCCAACCGAAACUGGCUGAUCAACGAAAACGGAAACACGUAUGUCGGUGUCAGGGACUUUCGUGUCAUGCACGGCCAGUACUGGAUGCACGGAAGCCCCGGCCAAGCGUGGCGUGUAUCUCGCAGCAACGGCCGAUACAACUCCCGUGACGGAUUCUCAUGUGAGGAAGAGCUCGGUAGCCUUUGGUAUGUCGGGUCCAGAAUAACGCUCCCGAACAACGAGCCGGAGUGGGCAAGACUGCUUCAUCAAUGGGGUGAGAUGAUCCAUCGUCAGGGGUAUGUCGGCAACCGCGGCCUGAGAAUGAUCAUUGAGCCGCCACAGGGUGGAAGCAGCACCGAAGUUGACCCUCAUAACCCGGGGACCCUGUCUCGUGGGUAUAUGGGCACAACGGUGGUCGGGGGAAAUAACCCAUACGAUAUCAACUUCCUGUUGUCGGAGCAAGGAUAUGAAUUUUCUACUCCUCCUCCCCCGAAAGACCGUGAAGAUCCAGACACUCCGGCAGACCAGCCUGAGUGGUAG